Vicugna pacos (alpaca) is the source of this 2074-nucleotide messenger RNA. It is a transcript of the gene IL4I1, whose product is annotated as interleukin 4 induced 1. Gene Ontology annotation, molecular function: L-amino-acid oxidase activity. Gene Ontology annotation, biological process: amino acid catabolic process. The record is from RefSeq and is a predicted model, not a curated record. Lineage: Eukaryota; Metazoa; Chordata; Mammalia; Artiodactyla; Camelidae.
AGGCGGUUGGAGAGGGAGAGGCGAGCGGUUACUCACUCCAUGGCUGCGGGAAAGAGAGGCAGCGGCGGCCUCAGGUGAAGAAAGAAGGCAGGAGCGGAGAGCGCAGGCGCGGAAGAAAACAGAUGUGUUUCCUUGCCAGUCCAGACACAUGGCCUCUACUUAAGUUCCUCUUCAUUAAUUAAUAUGAAGACAACAAAAGUGACUAAAUUCGGAAUCAGAGGCUUUUAAAGGACCCUGGCAUCUCUGGUCAAACAAGGAAAUCGGGACAAAGCCACCACCACUCAUCCCAGUUUCGCACACGCCCGAUGAUGACUUCUGUCCCGGGCUAACCAGAAAGGCCAUGGGUGCUGAGAGAGCCUGCCAGAGCCAGCCAUGCACCUGGCGCCUCCUCGCCCUGGUCCCCAUCUUCCUCAGCCUGGCGGCCUCCCUGGACUGGCACACUGCCCGGGGCUCUGACCCCUUCGAGAAAUGCAUGCACGAUCCCGACUAUGAGCAGCUGCUCAGAGUCGUGACCUUGGGCCUUAAUCGGACCUCGAAGCCCCGGAGAGUGAUCGUGGUUGGUGCUGGCGUGGCUGGGCUGGUGGCCGCCAAGGUGCUCAGUGAUGCCGGACACAAGGUCACCAUCCUGGAGGCAGACAACAGGAUUGGGGGCCGCAUCUUCACCUACCGGGACCAGAAGACGGGCUGGAUUGGGGAGCUGGGAGCCAUGCGCAUGCCCAGCUCACACAGGAUCCUCCAUGAGCUCUGCAAGAGUCUGGGACUCAACCUGACCAAGUUCACCCAGUACGACGAGAAUACGUGGACGGAGGUGAACGAGGUGAAGCUGCGGAACUACGUGGUGGAGAAGAUGCCCGAGAAGCUGGGCUACCCCCUGCACCCCAAGGAGAAGGGCCACUCACCCGAAGAAAUCUACCAGAUGGCUCUCAACAGGGCCCUCAAAGAUGUCACUACACUGGGCUGCAGAAAGGCAAUGAAGAAGUUUGAAAGGCACACGCUCCUGGAAUACCUCCUCGGGGAGGGGAACCUGAGCCAGCCGGCCGUGCGGCUCCUGGGAGAUGUGAUGUCCAAGGACGGCUUCUUCUAUCUCAGCUUCUCCGAGGCCCUGCGGGCCCACAGCUGCCUCAGUGAUCGGCUCCGGUAUAGCCGCAUCGUGGGAGGCUGGGACCUGCUGCCACGUGCGCUGCUGAGCUCGCUGUCGGGGCCUGUGCUGCUGCACGCGCCUGUCGUGGCGAUUAAGCAGGGGAUGCACGAGGUGAGCGUGCACGUCGCGUCCUCGCGCCGGGCCCGGAACCUGAGGUCCAUGACCGCUGACGUGGUGCUGCUGACGGUGAGCGGGCCAGCGCUGCAGCGCAUCACCUUCACGCCGCCGCUGACGCGCAGGCGGCAGGAGGCGGUGCGCGCGCUGCACUACGUGCCGGCCACCAAGGUGUUCCUGAGUUUCCGUCGGCCCUUCUGGCACGACGAGCACAUUGAGGGCGGCCACUCAAACACCGACCGCCCGUCGCGCGUGAUAUUCUACCCGCCUCCGGGUGAGGGCGCGCUGCUGCUGGCCUCGUACACGUGGUCGGACGCGGCAUCCACGUUCGCCGGCCUGAGCCUGGCGGACUCGCUGCGCUUGGCGCUGGACGACGUGGCGGCGCUGCACGGGCCGAUCGUGUACCGGCUCUGGGACGGCAGCGGCGCCGUCAAGCGCUGGGCAGAGGACCCGCACAGCCAGGGCGGCUUCGUGGUGCAGCCGCCGACUCUCUGGCAAACCGACAAGGACGACGGGCAGGAGUACAACUGGGCAAUCCCCUACGGCCGCAUCUACUUCGCCGGCGAGCACACGGCCUACCCGCACGGCUGGGUGGAGACGGCCGUCAAGUCAGCGCUGCGUGCCGCGAUGCUGAUCAACAGGCGGGUCGACAGCCAGACCACCAGCGGGAACAACGCCCAGUUCAUCAGUAUCCACAGCAGCCCAGAGCGCGUGCACUCGGCGCCCGGCCACCACCAGUGCAACCUCGAAAGGGGGCAGGGCACCCCGCCUUCGACCAUGACCCCAAAGAGGACCCAGUAUUAAAGUAGUUUUUGGAAA